CAAGUUAAGAUGGAGGGCUUCAAUCCGAGGUUAUUUCAAGAAGGACAGAUGUGUCUGUAUAAUCCCAAUAUGUCUUUAGACGAACAAGCCGACCUACUUCCUUAUGAUGAAAAAUGGGAAUUUCCUAAGGAAAAACUAAAACUUGGUCGAACUGUUGGGCAAGGAGCUUUCGGACGCGUCGUGAAAGCUGAAGCAUUUGGAAUAAAUGAUUUUGAAACCUCAACUCCAGUAGCAGUUAAAAUGCUGAAAGAACAAGCUGACGUCAACCAACUAAAAGCCCUCAUGGCGGAACUAAAAAUACUCAUACAAUUAGGUCAUCAUGUAAAUAUCGUCAAUUUGAUGGGAGCUGUGACGAAAAAUAUUGCAGAAGGUGAAGUUUAUGUAAUCGUGGAAUACUGCCGUUACGGAAAUCUACGCAACUACCUUCUCCGUCACAGAGACAAAUUCAUCAAUGAACUGGAUGAACACACUGGAAAAGUGAUACCGACGAUGACUGAUUACAUUACGGAUAAUCUAGAACUGGUAGAGAGUGAAGUUAAGUUUGAUACUGCUCGCUCUUCAGCAAUUUUUGCAGUGGAUAAUCCUAAUUACAGGCCGAAGGUGUAUAAAGUCUCUAGUAACGACUCGAAAGUUUCUUCAAGAGGUCGGACUGCUAGCUGUUCUACCACCUGCUCGUCUGGCUCAAGCACCGCAUUCCGCAAUUAUGAUAGAAUAGAUAGUCAUGAUCACGUCAUUACGACUUCUGAUCUUCUGUGUUAUGCAUUCCAGUGCGCACGAGGGAUGGAUUAUCUGGCUUCUCGAAAACUUAUCCACAGGGAUCUCGCAGCAAGGAAUGUUCUUUUAGCUGAUGGCAAGAUAGUAAAGAUUUGCGAUUUUGGCUUAGCGAAGGACUGCUACAAGUAUGAAAAUUACAUCAAGAAAGGAGAUGGUCCACUUCCUAUAAAGUGGAUGGCUAUUGAAUCUAUCUGGGAUCAUAUAUUUACUACAAAAAGCGAUGUGUGGUCAUUCGGAAUUCUCAUGUGGGAAUUUUUUACUCUGGGUGGCAACCCAUAUCCUGGAAUUGAAAUAGACGAAGAAUUUCUAAAGAAACUAAAAGCUGGAUACAGGAUGGGAAAACCAGAAUUUUGUCCAGAUGAAAUCUACCAAAUAAUGCAGAAUUGCUGGAAUGCUUGUCCCGAUAACAGACCUGAUUUCGAUGAUAUUUCUUUUGCUAUUGGGGACCUUUUAGAAACUGGAGUAAAGCAGCAUUAUCUGGAUGUGAAUGCUCCAUACAUGGAAAUGAACCGCAAAAUGCUAAAUCAUGAUUACUUUAACCUGCAGACAGCACAGAAUCAAGACAAUCUCAUAUUUAUGUUAAUUCAGAAAUAUGUAAUAACUCCUUGAAUGAUAAUACUUUAGUACUGUCAAAACAGUGUCGUUCUGAAGCAUCUUCAAAAGACAAAAUGGAAUUAAAUUUUUCCACAUUUUUGGACAUUAUUACAGAAGAUGAAGUAAUGAGAACAGAAACAAUUGAAGAACAAAGAAAUAGAGCACGCCAUGCUGAUUACCCACUCAUGGCAGAAAGCUAGAAAUAAUUAACGUAGAUCUAAAAUAAUGUAAUUUACUCGAACCUAAUAUUCAUGUAAAGAUUUAAAUAACUAUUCUUGCAGAAGUUUGCAUUGUUCAAUAAAAUACUUUCAUAAAAAAUUUGAUGAAAAUGAAUAAUAAAUGAAUUUUAA
This is a messenger RNA of Stegodyphus dumicola, 1718 nucleotides long. RefSeq names its product vascular endothelial growth factor receptor 1-like. Lineage: Eukaryota; Metazoa; Arthropoda; Arachnida; Araneae; Eresidae. Gene Ontology annotation, cellular component: signaling receptor complex; plasma membrane. Gene Ontology annotation, molecular function: ATP binding; transmembrane receptor protein tyrosine kinase activity. The record is from RefSeq and is a predicted model, not a curated record. Gene Ontology annotation, biological process: cell surface receptor protein tyrosine kinase signaling pathway; positive regulation of kinase activity; protein phosphorylation.